Messenger RNA from Spirometra erinaceieuropaei, 10201 nucleotides. NCBI's taxonomy places the organism in Eukaryota, Metazoa, Platyhelminthes, Cestoda, Diphyllobothriidea, Diphyllobothriidae. The record is from the annotation of a GenBank genome assembly.
AUGGACUUUUUCGAACAUCCCACCAUCAUUGGUAAUGAUCCAUGUAAGUAGUUUAAUGAAUUGUCUUUCUAAGGGAAUUCUCAGUCGUAAUGUCGCUUAGCAUCCGUAAAUUCAUCUGUUGAUCAAGAACUGCUUCUGACAGACAGACAUUCUAGGUCAAACUGCGUUAAGGGCCUGCUAAUUUCCUGUAAGCCAGACCUUGUUAUAGACAGUUACUCCUUCACAUUCAAAAGUGUAGAUACACCCCCCCCCCCUAUGAAAAACACUCCUUUGUAUUAUUGUUUUGGUUAUCCCCCCUCAAACUAGACGGUUUGUGGGUGCACCGACGAUUUAUACAUCUCCCGAGCUGGGACCUCCUUAAACAAUCUCACUCAUGACAAUGUACGUGCUCAACUACAAGAGGCUUUUAGGAGAAAAAAUUGACUUCGUUUACCCUGUUGAGAGCACAUCUGCAUUUUAACCCGGAACUCAAGCGGCAUAGUUUGUCGUUUAUGGCUCCACUUAACAGUUAAAAUGCCAACCUUUGAAAAGUCUAGUUACUGCUUUAUAAUGCAGUAUAUGCUGUUGCCAUAUUUUUCGUUUUUACAUAAUUAGGUCUGACAUAGGUAGAAUCCUAUAUUGGUUUGACCGGUCUGCACUGACGACAGUUAAGCAGGUGUUUUCUUUUUUUUAAGAAAACCCAGCGGAUUGACCGAUAGCUAUCAGAAAACGAUUCACUAGUGUCGAUCAUAGAUUUAUGUGUCAGCGGCCUCUUUUAAGAAUGCAACAUUGACCGUCUGAGUGCCUUCCUUUGUUUGACGUCCUCCGUUUUUGACCGCUCUGCCACGCAGCCAUAGGCGAAGGUAGACGAGGCUACGGACCAUGCUGCCGGCCUUCAGUAGGAAAAAUGUUGUGAGGACAAAAUAUUCGUGCGAGCAUGACUUCAAGGCACUAGUACCAUUUUAUAGUGACAUGUGGGCAUUUUAAACCGUAUAUCUCUCAGUAAAUACUUGUUAUUUGAGGUGGUUGGUGGAUAGGUCGCGACAAACUUCUUCCGAAAUUGUUGACUGGGUUAGAUUUGUUUGCGAGCGUACAAGUUUAGCUCCACAUUGGCACGACUAAUUUAAAUGUACUCGUAUUUGAGCCUAGUUUGUAUUGCACCAGUUCCGAGCUGAACGUGAAUGCACCCGCCAGAUAUUCCCACUGCAGCCAGUUGUUGAAUUUCGCCAUAGCUGUCAGCGAACGACGACCGUCUGUUUGUUUACUUUGCAGCAGCGUUAGAUUUCGUCCACCGAGAGCUCCUAGGACGGGUAGUAAUUAAAGGUGUCGGCAAAAACUGCCACCAUGAUCAGGGCCUUCUAUCGCUCCAAACUGGGCGAUUUUUAGACCUCAACGGAUUGUCGACUGUUUGAUAUCUCGUUAGGCGUCCGACAAAAUUGUAUUCUGUCGCCCAUUCUGUUCAGCGACCCCAGACUGGAUUCCAGGAAUGACCUUCCACGGAGUUUACGGUGGUCAGUUUGCAUUCGGACGCCGGCUCACUGAUUUCAGUAUGUUGACAAUAUUGCCUUGCUAGUUCCAAGUGUUGGUGAUCCACAGUCUGUGGUGUCACGAGCAAAUGAAGUCGCUAAAUCCGUCGGUUUGUCUACAAAUGCUGAGAAGGCCAAAGUGUUUUCGGGUCGCAUCCACGGCUAGGAGAAGGCACCCUUCGGAAUUAGUGGGCGUCAACUUGGAGAAGUAUAUUGUUUCAAAUACCUCGGAGCAAGAAUGCUGUCGAAUGGACAGAGCAGGGACGAUAUGGCCUGCCUGGUCGAUGCUGCUCGCAGGGUUUUCGCAAUUAUUAGAAAGUGUAUAUGAACCACACGUUACGUCUCCAUCGCCACGAAGAUCGGCGUGUAUUUUGCAUCCCCCUUGUCAGUCUUUAUACGGUUGUGAGUGCUGAGCUGUGAGUUUGGGAGCUGAACGAAAACUGCAGGUGUUUGGUCACCGCUGCCUGAGGGCUAUGCUUCGCGUGAAGUAAACCGACUUCGCCUCAAAUGAGACAAUCCGCGCCCGCUGUGACCUCAUGGAAAUAUCAUGAGCCAUCCGAGAAAGACGACUAAGGUGUUUUUGGCACGUUCGGGUUGUCGUUGUAAGGAAGAUCAACUCAAAACCUAGCCCGGUACAAUCUGGGGUCUUUGAAAUCACCGUAUUCGUCUGCGUUAUUAGGUAAAAAUGCAGGUCAAACAUCUAGAUCUGCCGCCACAGCUCAUCAUUUGAAUAGAGGCCCAAUUCGCGGCGUCAUCGGGACCGGCUGCAUCAGGCAUAAUCGCAGCCUUAGCAAGUGUAUGUACUGAUCUAACGAUUUUCGACUAUUCUCUGGUAAAUUUCUGGUUGAAUUUUAUUAUAAGUAGCGUCACAUUUUCAAAUUUAUAUGAAUUAGAGUUUUAGGAAAUGAGGCAAUUACUGACUUGCUUGAUUCAAGCGCAUUUUAUUGUUGUUAAAUCCUUAAAAUUGUGUGCCACGUAUAAUUAAAAAGAUCUGCAUUCUCAUUCUUUGUGAUCAGCAGUUUGCUUUAAACCAUUGUCAAGCAGUCUUUUACGCUAAACAACGUUAAACAGUAGGGUAGAGAUGUUUACAGUGUCCUAGCGAGCAGUAGUAAACCAGAUUAUUUGUGUCCGGGCGUUGUCGCAUUUGACGCAUUCGGGUAGUCGGGUGACUGACAGCGAUAUAAUCCCCUUAACAUGUGCAAUUAUCCGUUCGCGUUGCCUUCUCAAGUAGUUCACACACAUUUGUUUUGACAGACAUACCGGAGGACUAUUGCACGGAUACAGUCAGGCCGACUCUAAAAGGUUUAUUUAUUGGAGUGAAACGUAGGUAUGUGUCCUUGGAAGUGAUGGGUUAUGGCAUUGGUUACAAGGAGAGAAUUCUGAACAGCAAACAUCUGCGGUCUCACUUUCACAACCGUUACUGAAUGAUGGAAGCCUCGCAUACAAUGCAUACAGCUAAGUCAACUGCAGUGUAAUUUGCUGCAUUGUCAACACGACAAGCCCACCUCUAACACUCAAAAACUCCAGCAUCGCCACAACUACCAGAUCAACAGCCACAGUCCCAUCCUCUGUACUUACUGCUACUGCACAUCUGAGUUGCACAUCGGUCUGGGAAAUCACUUCCAAACUCAUCGCACUGAGACUAGCGAACCAGUUCCUCGACCCCCAAUAUACGCACGCCCCACUCGCCUCACUUACCUGCACUGCUUAAAGACAUUCGGUCAUCGCAUGAGUGUUCAGCCAUAUACGCCCCAGUAAAACAUCCCAGUCCAAAUCCAUCGCUGCUUUUCGCCGAAAUUGCCCACGGACACAUCCUUAGGUCACACAUAAACCUCCCUCAUACCACCCACACAGUUCUACCGCCGCAUCCGACGAUGUCCUGUAUAACACCCACCACUCCCUGCAACAUCACACCCAUGUUCGACAGCAAACAUACCAUCCAAAAUAACGGGCGAACAUCGUAUGUCAUGUGGAUAGUUCGACCGUCGUUGCCGACGGUUUCCACCGUGUGCUCCACGGUAAGGUGUAGCAGGAACGGUGAGUUGUGCAUGACUUAGUUUAUAGUGGUGGAAGGCUUGCACAGCAUCUACCACACUCCCUUGUCCCCCACCCGGACCCGGUGUCAAGACAGAAUCAAGAAGACCGGAGGGGGGGGCGUAGGUGAAUGGCACGGUCAAGCCCGCACCUUGGCGCUCCACUCCGCACCCUCUGGUCUACACCGCAAAUUACGGUGGUGCGGCCAAAGCCGCCGUCACACCUGGCUCGGAUUCCACAGAGUGGUAGUGCCAUAAAGGCCACAUUAAGAAGGAGCCAUUGCAACCCGACUGUUAGACCACAAGUCGGCCACUCCACGCAAACACACAACACUGGGCCGACUGCGAGAUCCAAAUUACCCCGUCAGUUAGCAACCUUCCAAGCCACGGCGCCUGGAACAUCUCGAUAACCUCAGUAUCGUGUCACACAUGCAUCAGAAGAGCCGCAUGGAGAAGGGGCCGAGGAUCACACUUCGCACUUGCGUCGGAGGUGACAAUUGGGUGCUUGCUAUGGGUGAUGGUGUUGCGUCGUGCGAGUGUUGGUGGGGGAUGAUAUGAUGGUGUGGUGUAACCGGCGGUUGUCUACCGCGGGUCUUCGUGGAUGCCCAUGUGUCCCAGUAGGUCCAUGCGAUGAGUGAAUGUGCGGGGACAGUGUGGACAGUGGAGGCGGAUGCGACGAGUGUAUGUUGGUGCUGCAGGCACUGGUUUGCCAGUCUUUGUGUGACGGAUUCUAAAGUGACCUACCAGGCCGUUGUACGAAGUGAAUGUACGGGGGCAGUGUGGGCUGGAAAAGUCAGCGGUGUAAAGGUCGGUCUUGGUGAUGAUGUGGGACGGGGCGUGGGUUGGACUGGACGUAGUGAGUGUGCAGGAUGCGUUAGGUGUUUCGAGGCUGCGGCGAAUUCCACUCUCAUGAAUACGCAUGUUACCUAGAGGGCCAAUGCGGUGAGUGUAUGUGCUGCGACACUGUUGACUGUGGAGACGGAUGCGGCGAGUGCAUGUGGGUGUUCCAGGAAGUGGUUCGCCAGUCUUUACGCGAUGGUUUCGCAAGCGACCGACCAGGCCGAUACGUGAGGCGAAGAUGCGGUCGCACUUACGACAGGUAUGGACCGAGUCCACAUCGCUGGUUUUGGUGGUGAUGAAGUUGAUGUUUUUCGGUGUGUUAGGAUUGUGUGCAGUGGUGGUCGAUGCAGGAGCCGUCACAGCGGAUGUUAAAGCGAUGGAGGAAGAUGGCAGGUGAGGGUUCAGGAGUGCGGUCCGUGCUGGUUGUCGGCGUGGGGGGUAAGGCAGAGGUGGACUGGCGGACCUCGGGUGGUGUCGUCCUAGUGCUUCAAUUGGUACGAAGACGUCCAGCGAGACAAUUUGGUGCCCGGAACGCCCGCUGACAUCGUGGGCAGGUCGGCAGCGGCUGAUUGUUGGUGUUGCGGGGCGGGCGCAGUUGAGAUUUACGAGCUUUGUGUUUGGCUUUGGUGGCGGUUAUGCGGUUGGCUUCGCAGAUCCCUGCACCGGUCUUCACUGUUCGGCGACAUCUUCAUAGAAGAGUCGUUUGGGUAAUUGCCCGUGGUCCGUGCGCUCCAGAUGACUGCUCCUGCGCAGUUGCAUUUGUCUCAGCAUGACGUAAAUGCCGAGGAUUUCCGUCUGUUUCAGUACGUCCGUGUCCGGGAUCCAGCCCUGCCACCUCAGCUCCAAUAUCCGUCGGAGACAGCGGAGGUGGAAGUGCUUGAGUCUCCACGCCUGCUUCUUGUUCACCGUCCAGGUCUCCACUCCACACAUCAGGGUCGGCAGGAUGACCGCUUUGCACAUCAUUAGUUUGGUGCAGAUGCGGAGACCGUGUUGAUUCCAAACUGUGUUUUACGGGCAACCGAAGACUUGGCCGGCCUUGGAAAUCCGGCGGGCCACUUCGUCGUUGAUUUUAGUGUUGAGAGAGAGGGUGCUGCCCAGUUAGGUUAAACUUUCCAUGGCUUGCAGUUGGGUGCCGUUCACGUUGAUUUGGGGUGGGAUGUAGGCAGCGUGGGGUGGCAGUUGAUGCAUAACCAUCGUCUUCUCCGUGUUGACGAUUAGACGAAAGUUGUCACAGACGGCAGCGAAGAGAAGUUUAUGGACGGAAGUUGCGGAUACACGCGACUGGAAGUGCAUCCGCCGCUGAUUAAAGAGUUGGCCGUCCAUCCUGUAGGCAAUGCGGAUCCCGGGACGUUCGUCACGAUAAGCGUCCAUCAGCAUGACAGAGAACAUGAGACUGAAGAGGGUAGGCGCAAGGACUCAGCCCUGCUUCACUCCGUCGAUCACUUCGAAUGCCUCGGAGAUUACUCUAUUGUCCGUGACGUCCGCCGUCAUGCCAUCAUGGAGCUAACGCACUGUCUAACUGAAUCGCUCGGAGACAGCCGAAUUUCUGCAUGAUUUUCCACAGUCCUUAGCGACUCACCGUGUCGAAGACUUUCGUCAGAGCCAUGAAGGUAAAUUAGAGGUGGAUCUUCAUUUCCUGUCACUUCUGCGAUUGACGGGUGUUAAAGAUCAUGCCUGUGGUCCAACGAUGACGACGGAAGCCGCGUUGGCUUUCCGGCAGAAGACCCUGUUCCAACUGGUUGUUCGGACGGUUGAGAAGAAUGCGAGCGAAGAUCUUCCCGGCGAUGUUCAGCAUGAAGAUGCCUCGGUGGUUUUCACAGAGCUGGCGAUUACCUUUCCGCUUGUAGAGGUGGACGAUUGUGGCGUCCUUGAAAUCCUGCGGGACUUCUCUUUUUUGACGCCGUCUGAAAGAGCUCCGUCAGAUGAUCCGUGAGUUGGGGGCCUCCGUGUUUGUAGAUCUCAGCAGGGAUCGCGUCCGAUCCGGGAGCUUCCUCACUGGAGAGCUGGUGCACGACCCUAAUAGUUUCGCGGGCCUUGAAGUCACCAAGGACAAUUAACUUGUCCGCCUUCGGCACAGUCGUCAGGCGGUCGUUGAUGCCGUGCGGCAUACAGGGCAGUUGUCCCACUAUGUCGUUCCGGAUGGCAAAGGCGAAGUCCGCAUCGCGUCGCUCUACCUUGGGGUGACCUCUCCAGAAGGUUUAACCGGCACCCACCUACCCUAGUUGGACUUGUUCGGAAAACCGGGUCCCGCUGAGUGUCGCGAUGUCCACUUUGUAACGCGCCAGUUCCCGAGCCACCAGCGUCGCCCUCCGUUCCGGUUAGUUGCUCCUCGCAUUGUCUGAAAGGUAACGAACAUUCUAGGCUGCCAGAGUGAGCAAACUCACCCUACUGGUCUGGCGAGUUGGACGGUGGCAGCGGCGGGAAAGAGGAGGAGAGUGUGUGUGUCGUUUCUUUUUUGACUGCAUCGACCGUGUGUUUUAGGUCUGCGAGCCACGGUCAGCGUGCGGAAGACGUGAAUCCCAACUUUUGUUUAGGGCACCAUUUCUACCUCCUUCCCUAAAUAGGGCUGCCCAGUUGUCCCAGACGGCUACAGAACUCCACUAUGGACCACGUCUUUGUUUAGUGGGAGAACGAUCCGAGUUAGCCUGGAUCGCCCACGAGUCCGCUGUCGUUCACGCCGUAUGAUUUGAAGGGAGGGAAGGGGAGAUGGUGGAAUGGUAGAGAGACGGGAAGCAGAGAUUCCCCGUCCCUCUCUAAGCUAACUUGUUUCUAAAAUAUAAACGGCGAACAUGAAGCUUUAACAGAACGGCAUUUAGCUUACAACGAGGAAAAACAAACAAGCAGACGAAGGCAAGCAGGUAAGAACAAGCAAAAAGCAAAGACAAAAUAACAAUAUUCGGCUUACCUGGGGGAGUCGGUUACCUUGUGACCUACAGCGGGAUUGCGGACGAAGCUUCAUCUUGGAGGUGGCUUUGCAGUGGCCCAUGGGACAUUCGACCGUGGGGUAAGAAAGUAGAGUGGAAUAGAGGGUAGAGAGAGCGAUGGGCAAAGGAGAAGGACUGAGAUUAGGUGUGAAAGAGAAGUGAAGGGGCGGUCUUCCUGCCACUGCGUCAGUAUCUUGCUGAGGGCUUGUGACCUCCUGUGGGAUUGCCGACGGAGCCUCAUCUCAGGGAAGUCUAGGCGGUGAUUCGUCCGGCCAGCGAUGUUGUGAGCGAAGCCGAGUUACCGUGUGUGGAUAUGCACACACGCAUAUCCUCACCUGGUCUAGCCCGCCAGUCGAGGUGGUUACCGGGGUGUGGCCGCUAGGCAGAGCCUAGUUUCGGGGAGCCACAUGUGAGAGUUGCGUGCCAGUUAAUGGACGCUAGGCGCAGUCUACACCUGCAAGUAAGUGAGCGACCUAUUACGACCAUCAUGUGGACCCAUAACUGGACUCUCCUACACCCAGUCGUAUGUCAAAACGUGCGCACCUCACGUAGGUAGGGAAGCAUGUCAUCUCGUGUAUCCUGGUACAACUGCCGCGGGGACCAGGUCUUGUGGGAUACGUUCAGACUGGCUGUUUAGCUUAAUCAGCCAUUGAGCCCAGUCACAUCACCCGUUUGUUGACAGGUUCGGACAGCCGACUGGUUCACGGGAGAGGUACGAGAUGGUGAGGCCAAUACUAGAGAGUUGGUCCCAAAGCACAUCAGCGCAUUUCUCACUAUUAUAAGCCUGAGGCAUUUAAAUCCCUCAUGAAACACUAAAAGUCAUGGCUUGGUAGGCGGCUGCCAACUGACGAGAUGACUCAUUCCUCUUUGGAGUAUUUUGGAGUACUGGCUCCUCUCCCAUGGAACUGUCACAAAUGUGAGGCCCGAGUCGCCCCUGUGAGGGCUUGGUGCACGCUGCGCGGCCUAGCGGGCAGAAGAACUGCUCAGCUCUUUCAGCCACUGCGCCCUCACUCACCUCCGAUCGUAUCGACUUGUCUUGCCAUCGCAGCAGGAGGAGGGAGUGCGACAGGCGUGCAAGUCGACCUCACAAUAAACCAAUUGCAAGAUAUUGGGGCUGGGACCACUUUGUGGGGCACACAAUGGACUUCAUCGUCCGUGACGGUCAAACUGUAAUGGUCAUCUUGUCUGAUAUAUUUCCUGUUUUGUCUUUGAAUUCCGAAUUGAAUAUCGCAGUCCGCGCCUAGAAAUCCGAGGAAGGCUAAAACACAGUUGAGAAGGUUAAAUAGAGUCACCCAGACGCCUUGCAUACCGCUCCCUUCGUCGUAAAUAAGCACGCCCAAAAUAAUCUUCCACUGCAUCCGUCCCGCGACGCAGCCCGGCACCCAUCAAUUAUUUGUGUACCAGUAUCGCCAGUCCUAGUUGCGUUUGGGGUACUUGUUUAUCCGCUGUCACUUGUGUCUUUACUUGAUCGCUUCCAUGAGGUCUCCUCUUCCCGGUCCAAGUGCUUGACCCAACCGAAUUCGAUCUAGACAAAAAGCCGUGAAUGUGCGACUUGGACCUAGUGCGGCUGUAAUCAUGCCUCAUGCCUAAUCUAACCAGCCUCUGUAAUGCUCCGCUUGUUGCCUCCAUACCAGUCGUAUCAGACAGCUGAUUCGGUUAGCUGUACCUGGCAACCAUCCACUGUCCAAUCAAUGGACACAUUUCUGGCUCUACUUUGGUUGUGACAAACUCUUUACCGUGUCCGACCCUUUGAUAGUCUGCGAUUCUUAGACGAGAUUAAAUUACAUUUACCUAACAAAGCCCAUCUGCAUUUUGUCCUGCUUUUGGUUCUGAUUCUAUCAUCUGGAGUUCCUUUUAUAAAAAAAUGGGACAUAUCUCAUUACUCGCACUUGGUAUUACCCGAUCGUGCACUCCAUAAUUAAGUAGAUAUUUUCCUGUCGAACAAUAUAUCUGCACCUCGAAGUAGUGAAUGCUUAUGUCGUAUCAAUCCUUGAAUCUUUGCCGACUUUGAGGUUGAUGUUAUCAGGCUUUUUAGUCAAAAUUUUUCAGCACGCCUCUACUGUUAUCUCAGUAGAGAAACAGAAAAUUUUAAUAAAUCAAAAAUAACUGUGACAUUUUUCUCCACGGAUAGAGCCCAUGCUCACCUUUCCUCUCCGCCUCUAUCCCAAGGCAUUGAGCGUCCGAAUUCUGACUUGGUGUGGUACUACGAAGGUCGUAAUGGUUGGUGGCGGUACGACACCCGAACGGCUACCGAAAUUGAGGCGGCCUUCACGCAGUCCUUGCAGUCUUGUGAAGUCUGCGUCGCCGGCCACAUCUAUGUUGUGGAUUUCGCACAAAUGUGUCAGGUAUGCUUUUGUGAGAACCACGUUCGCGUUCCUAUUUUAGUGAAAUUUUUUUCCCUACUAGACUAGGCUGUAAAUAUCCCUUGUACACCGUUAUCGCCGUCGCUGUCCCCACAGCGCUCUUAGCAUGAUCUACCUAUUGAUCCGCUUUCCUGUAGGCGCGUAAAGAUCGACCUGGGCGCACUCGAAGAAUCAAACGUGACAGUGCCGACCUGGAAAUGAAAGGCGUCGCUGGCCUCCGGCUGUCUCUGCUCAAAAAGGCAGCUCAGGAGUCGUCGGUCUGCGACUCUUCUCCAGUUGAUGUCGUCGGCGACUCCAUUGCCUCAUGUUCAGGUACAUCCGUGCCAGACCAUAAUUCCUCGUCUGAACCAACGAGUGACGCGGUCCCCGCCUCCCUGGACCAACUGAUGACUCCCCUGGUAAACGUUAGUUUGGGGGGCGAUAGGGAAGACGUCUCGCCUGAUCCUGCCUCCACUCACGAUUCUGCUCCGUCGCCCACGCGUCUGCGGAGGUCGUUGCGCACCCGAGCUCGUCAUCGUUCUGAUUUACGCGAUUGA